Messenger RNA from Lolium perenne, 909 nucleotides. Its product is annotated as CASP-like protein 1E1. The record is from RefSeq and is a predicted model, not a curated record. NCBI's taxonomy places the organism in Eukaryota, Viridiplantae, Streptophyta, Magnoliopsida, Poales, Poaceae.
GCCUACCUUGCUCCUUCCUUCGUUGCGCCACACGCACUGCCACACCGCACACGCACCGUUUUGUCCGCCCAGCUACCCCAAAAGCAACCACAGGCACACCGCUGUGGCUGUGGGCAAUGGAGUCGCGCGUGAAGCCCGGGUUUAACGGCGUGAGCGGCGCCUCAGACAGCCGCAGAGGCUACAUGGGAGCGGCGGCGGCGGUCCGCCGCAAGCCGCAGGUGGACGGCUGCAGCGUGGCGCUAAGGGUGUUCAUCCUGGCGGCGACGCUUGUUGCCGCCGUGCUGAUGGGCGUGGACAGGCAGACCAGCACCGUACAGGUCACCAUCGCCGACGCGCUGCCGCCGCUCAAGGUUCCCGUCACGGCCAAGUGGUCCUACUCCUCCGCCUUCGUGUACUUCGUGGUGGCAAACGCGAUGGCGUGCGCCUUCUCGGUGGUAUCUCUGGCGGCGUGCCGCAGCCGGAGCGCGGUAUUGCCGCUGAUGAUCGGCGACCUAGUGAUGCUGGCGUUGCUGUUCUCGGCGGUGGGCGCGUCAGCGCAGUUCGGCAUCCUCGGCGAGCGCGGCAACUCGCACGUGCAGUGGGGGAAGGUGUGCCACGUCUACAACAAGUUCUGCGAGCGCGCCAUGGCCGCCGUCAUCGUCUCCCUCAUCGCUGCCUUCACUAACCUCGUCCACCUCAUGCUGGCCAUCCUCGACAUCCACAAAAACUCCUCCUACUACUAGAGCUAUAUAGCUCAGCUAGCUGCUGACUCAUGGCCACGCAUCGGAGAUCGACCGAUGCAUCAUGGUAGUACUAGCUUGAUCGAUCUCCGAGUGAAUUAUUAAUGGUCUCCGUCUAGUAGUUGAUUUGGUGACUCUGGUCAUUAAGGUUCAUAAUGCAGUACAUGGUUUUCGCCCCCGGGGCUCCUUA